AUGGCUCCCCAGGGUAAACGGGCAAAGAUUGGAAGUGCUUGUCAAAGGUGUCGUCGACAAAAGCUUAAGUGCGACAUUAAGCGCCCCUGCACCCUAUGUGCUCGUGCUGGUGUGGAAUGCCAAACAGCAGACCAGUGGCGAGCAGUUCAACCACCACAGAAUAAUGAGAGAGAAAUAUCAACGCCCAAACGCAAGCCUGUAUUCGGCGUUGAGCUAUCGGAAGAUGUUAGCAGUUCCGAGCAGCCGUGGUCUAGUUCUACCAUGUCGCUGGUACAAGGGGCAUUCCAUUUACACGAUUCUACAACCCCAGAUACAUCAUUGACAACUGCCUUACCGGGUGGUGGGAUACUGAAUGGGCCGACUAGCCCGACGCCUGGCUCCCCGCUCCCCGCUACUAUAGCCUCCCGACCACGAUGGUUACGGUCAACUAUGGAAGAUCUAGUUUCACUAUUCCCAUCACAUCAAGUAGCGGCUUUGUUGGUCGAUACAUAUUUUGACCGCGUGCACUGGUUCAUGCUCAUUUUUCAUCAAGACGAUUUCCGACAAACCUGGCAACGAAUGUAUGACUAUCCAAGAGAUCAAGUGGUUGACCACUUUCCAAAUCCAGGGUUCAUCAGUACAUUUCUUGUCGUAAUUGCAAUUGCACUACAAUACGCAGGUACACACAGAAAGAGGCUUUUGAAGGGUCAUGGAAUAUCCCCAGUGAAUCUCAAAGAGAAAAUUCUGUCCACAACCCGCGCCAAGAUACUUGAUAUUGUUUCGUUGAGGUCUCUGGAGUCAGUUCAAACCUGCAUUCUUUUGGGAACUUACUAUCUGUACCAUGGAAGUCCGGAGCUAGCGUGGCCAGUUUGUGGCUGUGGGCUACGCGUUGCCCAAGCUAUGAAUCUGCAUCGAAAAGUGUCAUCCACAACACCUAUGACACCUGAGAUGCACAGACGGAACGAGGCUCGGAAACGUUGUUGGUGGGCCAUUUACGAGAUUGAAACCUUUUGCUCUAUGUCGUAUGGAUAUCCACAUAACAUCAACGACUCGGAUUGCGAUGUUGAGCUUCUAGACCCGCUGGCUAAGUCAGCUACCGGACAAUCGUCUGCGUCUUUUGACGACACCCAUCAAUUUCCAGCAAGUCUUCUGUCUUAUAAAUAUUUAAUGUCUAAGCUAUCAAUCCUGGUCAAGGGUAUUCUCACCGAUCUAUACAGACUCGGCCCUCUAAAAGGCAAGCGUCAUUCAGGCAGUUGGAGAAGAGAAAUACCCGGUCCUUUACAGCUCAAGGACCUGGAUGUUAGUAUGACAUAUUCCUCCGCAGAUGAAAUGGAUCAGGACAUUGGUGCUUCUGGUCCCAGAUUCGAGGCCCACAUUUACCAAUUGCAGGCCCUUGCUCUAGAGCUUGCUUAUGAAAAUGCUAGAAUUCUUGUUCAUCGCCCAUUGUUGGCGUACAAGUCAAUUUCGUUCGGUAUGCGUGAAGCUCAAGACAAUCAUAACCAAGCCCAAGGCCCGCUGAGUCUAGCUCUACAAUCCUGCCGUGAUGCCGCUUUGAAAACUUCCAAGGUCGAGAAGACCAAAAUAUUUUCGUUGGCGACUUAUACUUAUUCGGCAACGUUCAUCGGGAUUCACACUUUUACGGCCGGUGUCAUGCUUUGCAUUUUGAUCAGCAAUGAGCCCUUAGGCUUACAUUCCCCUGAAUCUAAGAUAGGCUUACGCCGGUUAUUGGGAAUGCAAUCAAAAUUAAAAUCACAAUCAAAUUCUACUCUGGCCACACAAGGCUUGGCAAUCCUCGAGAGGCUGGCUAGGUUAGUCAUGGAAAAAGAGCUAGAAGAGAUUUUGCGUGGAUCACAGAUCGUGCCCACGCUCGCUGAUCCCGGAUGGGAGUCUCUUGCACAGAAUUCUGAUGACCGUGAUCAGGUUCACACUUCAAAAGAGCCAACCGGGGAGCCCACGGUCAUAUACAUAGAUGACCCAGUCAUGUCGCAGGCCCUCUAUGAAUUUGAUCAAGAACUGUCGAGAAAUUAUCUCAAUCCACCACCGGAACCCCAGUUUCCCGAUAUAUCUGGCUCUGCGAGUGGAUUUGCUCCUGAGCAGGGAUGGAUCUGGGGAAUUGACAGUCUGGCACUUUUCCCGGAGUUAUGA
Messenger RNA from Penicillium angulare, 2124 nucleotides. RefSeq names its product transcription factor domain-containing protein. Gene Ontology annotation, biological process: regulation of DNA-templated transcription; DNA-templated transcription. The transcript has 5 exons. NCBI's taxonomy places the organism in Eukaryota, Fungi, Ascomycota, Eurotiomycetes, Eurotiales, Aspergillaceae. Gene Ontology annotation, molecular function: DNA binding; zinc ion binding; DNA-binding transcription factor activity, RNA polymerase II-specific. The coding region runs from base 1 to 2124 and encodes 707 amino acids. The record is from RefSeq and is a predicted model, not a curated record.